AUAGGCUUUGUUGGAUGCCUUAUUAGUUGGCUACAAGUAAAGUCUUCACUCUCAUCAUCACCAUCAUCUUCAUCUUCAUCAUCAUCCUCAUCAACACAUUGGAACACUUUUCUCAUCUCAUCUAAAUUUUCAUGUUUUGCUAUUGACCUGUUGUUGAUCUUUUACAUUUUGUAAUUUGUGUAGAUAUUUAUUGUUUUUGUUAAUUUUUCUUAAAUUUGACUGUUAUUCAUUGUUGAUCUCUUUUUGAUUGUAUUGUCUUGUAUUUUUAAAAAUGGAAGUUCUCCCGAUUUCGUAUGACUACACUAAUGAAAUGUCUCCAGAAAUGGAUUUAUUGGCAGCCGCAAGCAUUGGAGAUCUUGGUCUAGUCCACAGACUUCUUCAACAAGGAGCAAAUGUUGACCUUCAAAAUGAAUCCGGAUGGACUCCAUUAAUGUAUGCAGCCCAUUAUGGUCACUACAAUGUAGUCAAAAUGCUGAUUGAUUAUGGAGCCAAUGUAAAUAUUACCGAAAAGAUUCAAGGUCGAACCCCGUUAAUGCUGGCUGCUUCUUGUGGACAUACUCGUUGUAUUGAGGUCCUUAUCACCCUUGGCGCUGCUGAUAUUGACAUGACUGAUACUCAAGGUCAUAAUGCGGCUUAUUAUGCUAUACACUCAGGCCAUGGAAGAAACAAAAUUAUUGCUAAGCUUCUAAAGAUUCAAGGGAAAAGUCGCUCCUCUUCAUCGACAAAUGCAACCUCAUCUACUUCAGCUUCUUCCUCUUUAGUUGGCUCAGCUUCUCGAACUCGACCUUUAACAAAAGGUCGUUCUGAUGCUUCACCAGCAAAUGGUAACUCUAAUGGUAACAACAACGCUAAUAAUAACAACAGCUAUAGCAAGCAUGCAAGCAAUAGAGGUCAAAAUGUAACAAUUUCAUCAAAUAAGAUCACAUCAACAACUAAACCCGAUAUAAUUAUCUCACAAGAAAAUAUAAGGCCAAUCAUUGAAGACUCUUCACCUUUUUCCAAUGGAAACGGAAACAACAAGAAAAACGAUGAUAGUUCAACCUGUGAUUAUUACAGUCCUUAUCUAUCUUUGAAUCGUGAGUGGUCUCCAUUAGGAGGUCGUCAGUUCACACCAUCUUCUCCAUCAUCACCAUUUUGUGUAAAUAACGGUUUCACACCUCAAUUAACCAUUGACGGACUUAUGGGUAAACGCCGGCUUCCAAUGAGCGAGCAAAAUGACUGUUCGCGUUCUGAAAGCCGUUCACCGCUUCCCGAGAACCUUGACUCUCUAUUAAAGAGAAUAGGUCUUCCACAGUAUUCGCAAUUAUUUAAUUCUCACGGAAUUGAUUUGUAUUGUUUCUUAACUCUCAAUGAAGCUGAUUUUGAAAAGAUUGGAAUAACUCUUCUAGGACACAAACAGAAACUCUACAUGGCUCAGCUUCGAUUCCGGGAAUCGGUUGAGAUUGCCAGCACACAAGAACAAUUCUUAGCUGAUUGGCUUCUCUCUGAACGAGAAAAUCUUAAAAAAGAAAAUCACGAAUUGAAAAUGAAAUUAAAAGGAGUUGAAUCGGCAAACAAUUUAAUGCCACUUUAUAAUUGAAAAUGGUGCUGACAUGGAAUUGCAUCAACUUUUACCCAAUUCACCCCAUUCAAAGUUAAUUGCCUUCAAAUCGAUUGUUUAGACUGUGCUUUUUGCAUUCUAAUUGACUAGUAUCAAAUGCUUUUUUUAUUUCUUGCACUCUUUGCCCUUUUUUUCCUGUUUUUCUCUAUUUUUGAAAUCAUAAUUUGUUUUUUUACCCGAAAUUUCAAAAAACCUCAACUUAUUGAUUUUUUAUCUAUUGAAUCAAUUAAAUUGCUCUGUUAUGAAAACUGAAA
Messenger RNA from Tetranychus urticae (two-spotted spider mite), 1854 nucleotides. RefSeq lists its product as uncharacterized. The record is from RefSeq and is a predicted model, not a curated record. Lineage: Eukaryota; Metazoa; Arthropoda; Arachnida; Trombidiformes; Tetranychidae. Gene Ontology annotation, molecular function: protein binding.